This is a messenger RNA of Brugia pahangi, 765 nucleotides long. NCBI's taxonomy places the organism in Eukaryota, Metazoa, Nematoda, Chromadorea, Rhabditida, Onchocercidae. The record is from the annotation of a GenBank genome assembly.
AUGACCACGGUUUAUGGAAAAGUCAAUAAGAGAUCAAUCAUCAAUAUUGUUAGUCCGAUGUUUAUGAAAAAAGGUGUGCUUGAGGUUAUUAAACCAUACCUCAAAUUUCUGGUACAUAUUCUGUUAGAUAACGAUAACAACGGAUGUAUAGUACAUAUUCUGUUAGAUAACAAUAACAACGGAUGUAUAGAUAAUGGAAAACUGGCGCAAGUAAAAUCCUGUGAGAGUUAUGGACGGUGGAAAGAUCACGCUCAAUAUAUGGAGCAUGACUGGAUGCACUGUGUGGACCGUCUCUUAAAGGCAUGGACAGGAUAUCAGUUGGGGGUACAGAUGCUUUCCGGUGGACUAGAAACAUAUCAAAAGGCUGAAUGGUUUGCUAAGGUUCUGGCCGAGUAUACAUCCAGCUUAGGGAAUCUACAAGUUCAUAACUUAAGUGAAUGGAUAUGUGACAUUUUGGAUAACGAGUUUAAUCUUAUUCUAAAGGAUAACAGCAUCGAGUGGCUUGCUUCAUCUCUGCUAAAGUGUAGGUUGUGGUUGGAAAAAUGUCAGAAACCAGAACUUGAAAAUUUCCUAUCCAAGUUGCCGUCCGAAAGUGCCGUACAAGCUGCUGCAAUAGAAAGUGAGGUGGUAAUGGACCACUCAGAUGACGAAAACAGUGACUGUGAGAAAUUUGAGAAUAAGCCGCAAGACAAACAAACUAAAAGAUCAUCGAGGAGACGCAUGGAAACCGAUGAAGAUGGUUGGACUACAGUUAUUCGUAGAUAA